AUGAAACGGAGAAAGAUGGUCGAGAGUCUACAGAUACAAGAUAUGAGGGAGAAAAAGGCUAGGACAACUUCGCAAGAUGGAAGUACGACAGUUCUUGGAAUCGCCAAGGGUUUCACUCCCACAGACUCGUUAUCUUUGAUAGGCUUCAGAGAUGAUAUUGUUAUUUCAUUUCUUGUGGAUAAACUUGCAAAGGGGAGAGCGGGGCAGCAAGAAGCAAUUGCUGCUGGGCAAUCCUGGAUUUUGGAGUUACCGAAGAUAUCGCACAAGUCGCUGGCAGCACUGGGAGCUUCAUUUUUCGGGUUUGCGUAUAAGCAGCGUGAUGUUGGACUUGCAGCUAUCAAGAUUUAUGGAAACGUCUUGUCUGAUAUGCAGAAAUGCAUAUCGAAUCGAGAGGAUGUACGAAGGGGUGGUACUGUAGAGAUUAUAACACUGAUGUGCAUGUUUGAGCUUAUGACUCAUCGAGAGGGAACGGGUUGGUUAUCUCAUGCUCAAAUGCUGGAGCAUUUGUUGAGCUCUUUCGGACCGAAGAGGCUUAUGACUGCAUCAGAGAGAUCACUGUUUCUGGAGCAGAGACACUUACUAUUUUCUCGAGCUAUUAUGACUCAAACAGAAACAUGUAUGGCUCAGCCAGCAUGGAAGUCUAUACCAUGGGAGCUAGACCCAACUUCAAAACAACCCAUUGAUUUCUUAAUGGAUAUUAUGUGCGAUAUUGCGAAUUAUCGAGCACGACUCAGAGAGCUCUCCACAUCUAAUGAGAAUUGCCAACUUGCUGCGGAUCUUAUUUCAACUUUACACGAAUUGAAUGACUGGUGGGAGGACUACGCUGUCGAGUCAAUAUCAUGGUGUACAGAAGUAAAAGCGGACGCGCAGAACAGUGUCAUGCAAGAUGAUGAUGGUCCUAUUUUAGACACACUAUUCCAUUACAAAGAUGUGUGGACAGCACAUAGCAUCUGUUUCUACGACGCUACUAGAAUUCUGCUUUUAGAAUUACUCAAAGCGGUACUACCAUGUGAGAUAUUCGCACAAGUUUCCUUGGAGAAUCCCAACAGAACACCUUUACUAGGCAGAAGCUCUGACACAAAUGCGCUUGCUCUUGAGAUCAUUCGGUCUUUGGAUUACACCAAUCGUUAUUAUGAGAAUUUUAUGGGCACAUUCUGUGUGGCUUUGGUCUUGGACGUAGCCUACAAGGCACUCGAAGAAGAGUCAAGAAUACGUAGAUGGCUAUUGGGUGGACAGGAAGCGAAGAAGCUUGCGAAGGACAAAUCGAAAGCAAAUUCCCCGGCAGAACUGCCAUUGGUAAUGCUACCUACAUGCCAAAUCAGUUAUGAAAGAUGGUUCUAUCAGUCUCUAAGAUGCCCUAUAAGCUUAUUAGAAAAUCAUUUACCGAGUACUGCUUAG
Molecule: messenger RNA, 1398 nt
Organism: Glarea lozoyensis ATCC 20868
Lineage: Eukaryota; Fungi; Ascomycota; Leotiomycetes; Helotiales; Helotiaceae
Exons: 3
Coding region: 1-1398 (465 amino acids)
Source: RefSeq, a predicted model, not a curated record